UUCGUCUGUCAGUCAGGAAAGUCAUUCGCCUUCAUGUUUACCCAGGGCAAAAUUAGUGUUUAUGACCCGGAUUAUUUGUCUUGAAGUCUAAACUUGACGGAUUCCGCUUUCUUCGUCCUUGACGUCGGUUCCGUACGACUCCAGUGAUGUCUCUGGGGUUCCUGAGGCUUGUUUUGAGUCCUCUUCUUCGCCCCAUAGGCCUGCUCUCUUCACCCCUGGCAAGAAUCCCAUCAGCCCUCAGGCCAGCAUGCUCUUGCCAUAUCGUCUCUCCCUGGCCAUACAUGUCUACAUACUUCUCCACUGACACUGAGAGGGGGGGCACCAAUGUGACAGAUCUCCAGAAGGAGACUAAAAAGCUGAAACCGAAAGCACGGGUCACUUUGGGCAGCGUGGGUAGGAAGAUCGGCCCUCGGCAUAUCCAGUUAUUGGGUGAGGAUGGUGAGGAUUUGGGUACAAUGCACCGUGCUACUGUGUUACGACUGAUGGACCAAACAGGCCUGAAGCUCGUUGCCAUAAAUGACAACUGUGAUCCUCCAUUAUACAGACUGAUGAAUGGGAAACAGAUCCACGAAGAGCAGAUGAAACUCAGAGACACACAGAAAGCCAAGAAAGGACCCGUCCAAUCAAAGGAGCUGAAUUUCUCCUCCGAUAUCUCCCUUCAUGACCUGGACACUAAACUGCGGCAAGUUGUCAUCUGGCUGGAAAAAAACAACCACGUCAGACUCACUAUCAGAGCACGAACUGACAGUGGCACAUCACUGGACAACGUCUUAAUGCAAAUGGUGGAGAGGAUAUCAGUGGCUGUUGGCUUUGUAUCGAAACCGUCUGUGGUUCGUGGGGGUCGUGCUGCCAUGUGUGUCCUUCGGCUUGCUUCUGCUAAAGAACUGCAGAGAAAGGGAGCAGAGACUUCGAACAAGAAUUUAAAACCUGACUCAGAGACACCAGCAUAAAUGGCGUAAGUCUCCA
Messenger RNA from Sinocyclocheilus rhinocerous, 966 nucleotides. Its product is annotated as translation initiation factor IF-3, mitochondrial-like. Gene Ontology annotation, molecular function: ribosome binding; translation initiation factor activity. NCBI's taxonomy places the organism in Eukaryota, Metazoa, Chordata, Actinopteri, Cypriniformes, Cyprinidae. The transcript has 4 exons. The record is from RefSeq and is a predicted model, not a curated record. Gene Ontology annotation, biological process: mitochondrial translational initiation; ribosome disassembly. The coding region runs from base 147 to 950 and encodes 267 amino acids. Gene Ontology annotation, cellular component: mitochondrion.